Messenger RNA from Naegleria lovaniensis, 9384 nucleotides. RefSeq lists its product as uncharacterized. The coding region runs from base 1 to 9384 and encodes 3127 amino acids. Lineage: Eukaryota; Heterolobosea; Eutetramitea; Acrasida; Naegleriidae. Gene Ontology annotation, molecular function: protein binding. The record is from RefSeq and is a predicted model, not a curated record. The transcript has a single exon.
AUGGAUUUAUUUAUGCUUGUUCUUUCUUUCUUGGAUUUGAUAAUUUCAAAGUUUGAAGCUGGUGUACCUAGCUUGCUGCAAUCACUUGCUUCAUUAGAACACAUUGAUACCUUUUUGCAAGAAUGUUUCAAAAAACAUGAAACAAGAGCUCCGUUACAAAAGUUCCUUGUUUCCAUCCAUGAUAAACCAGGUGUGCAACCUUUCAUGCCUGUCUUCGUGGAGGCCAUGCUGCAAGUUUUGAAACAUUUUAGCAAGUCUUGUCCAUCGGACUUUUCAAUGUUUUUCACCUUGGUUCUUGGUGUCAUUUGUAAGGUAACUAACUCGAAGUGUCACGAAAAGUUUACAAAGUGCUUGAAUGAAAUUGUGCAAGAACAAUCAGAAGUGAAGGAUAUCAAAGUGCUAUCUCCAAUUUGUAGAUUUAUUUGUAAGCACCUAAUGCAAAAAGUUGCCAAUGAACAAAGAGAAAGAGCUCUAACACUCGUUAACCAGUUCAAGGCAAAGGCCAAAUAUGGUGAAAAUAUUAAGUUUAAGGGACCGAUUGUGCAAUCUUCGAAUGAGAUUCAAACAAAAAUGGAAAAUAACGAGUAUGACACAUAUCACAGUCUAUUGGUAGAGGACACAUCCUCUAGUAUUGACUUUGAUGCCAUUAUGAGCUAUUUCAAAGCCUCUGAUGUUGAUGCACAAAACGAGACACAAUCUGCAAGUAUUGUCAUCACAGACGAGAUGAUAACUUACCUGCUACAGCUACUCGAAAAGUUGAAAAUUUCAUACGAGAGCAACACAAAAGAAUUAGAGUCAUCACUUUCGAAAUGGGAACUCAAGGAUGGAGUUGUUGAGAGUUCAUCAAGAGCUCUACUCGAAGAGGCUUCAUCAUAUCCCGCUUCUACUUUCAAUACAAAGUUAACAUUUGAGAGAAGACAAGAAGCCAACAUUUUCAGAUCAAAGCCAAUGCCUCGACAUUUAAUGUCCUCAAAUAUGGCAAACGCAAUUGUCAUAGCAGAACAAAGUGAUAUCAAUUUGCUCAAAUCAACAUCGAAUUUCUCAGAUUCCAUUCCAAAAGAAAAUACAGUGAAUGAUAUCAAGAUUAUCAACACUCAUGCAAUGUCCUUCAAAGUGGUUCAUGUAAAAAUUAAUCCAGAGAAUGACAACUUUGUUGCUGUGGCUGGUAUAUAUGAAUGCCAUGCUCUUGUUCUCGAUAGCGAGUUAAAUGUGAUCCAACAGGUUCCAUUAUAUCUUGCUUGUGAGGACAUGCCAUCAGAGACUUUUGUCAUUGAUAUUCAAUGGCUACCAGGCGAGCAAUGUUUAUUGGCGGUGACAACUAAUCAAUUUGUGAAGGUCUAUGAUUUGUCUGCAGACACUUUUUGUCCAACGUUCAACUUUAGCGCUCAAAACGAUCAAAUCGUUUCAAGUGUGUUUGCUCCCGAUCCAAACGGAACGAAAGAUCUCAAGACAUGCUUUGCCCUGACAAAGACAGGAAAGUUAUAUUAUCAGUCAUACUUCAACAGUGGAGGAGAAGCCUUUUUCUCUGAUUCCAUUGAUUUGAGCAGAUAUUCUCAAUCUGCAGAAGGAAAAGGGAUAUUUUAUUCUGAACUUAUUAGAGUGUUAUUUGCAAGUUUUGCUGAUGGAACAUCAGUAGCCAUUACGCUGGAUCAUUUAUCAGGAACCAUUCAAAGCGUUGUAGAAAUCUCGAAAAAUCCUGAACUGAAAAGUCUUGGUUAUUGGACACAUAUUUGCGAAGUUGUGGAUAUGUGUGGGGUUUUGGUUGUGGGUACCUCCAGCAACAAGUCCAUAGUUCUCAAUUUUGCAUACGGCAAGGUGGAAUAUCAAAUUUUGCCAAAUCCUGAUAGUCACACCUUAGAAGGAUUGACAUCUAUUCCUCCGUUUGGAAAAUAUUCUUCAGUUUUGACGCUUUUUUCUAAUGGUGAAGUGAAAAAGUAUAUGAUCACUAGGGAUGUCAUCCCUUGUUGCUCGCUUCCACCCAAGAGCAGAAUUAGUAGAGAGUUGAAAAAGAGGCAGUCUUCGUUGAAGCAUAUGAAACCAGCAUUAGCCAGCUCAAAUACGACGCAAGCAGAAGAUAGCUCAAACCAGCCCAUUAUUCUACCCUCGGAAAUGGUUACCUCACUCGAUGCCCAACCUGCCGACAUUUCUACAAGUGAAGACGUCACAAGUAAAUGUUCAUUCACAGGAGACGGAAAUCGUACAUCAGAUGAAAUCAAGAACAUGAGCAGUGACACAAAUACAACAUCUCUGUGUGCAACACGAGUAGAUGGUAUGAAAAUUUCUAUUCACAAACCAGACAACGUUGUGAUCAUUGGAGUCAAGUUGUUGCUCGGUAAAAAUAAUAAGGCUUCCAUUCCUGUAACCAUUAAAUCACUUGGACAUACCGUCACCAGCGACAGGGACGUUGAGAAAUGGUAUACAAUCAAUUUCACGAACGAGGAAGUUUUGAACAUGGCCAAAACAUUUGAUCUAGAGGUUUCUGCUGCCACAGAUAAUACUACCAUGCCAACAAUUGAUGGACUAAAGAUUCUUGGCCUUUCUUCCGGCCCAUUCCGGUACAAUUACGUCAAGAAGAAAUUGGAACUGGAAGCAACUGCCUCAAUUGAAAAAUCUGCACAAACUCCGCUCGAAGAAAAGCAUCAUUUCUCAACCGAUGAAGUGGCGAUCAUACACGAUAUUGCUAAAGUAGUGAUCUCAUACGAAUUAGGAGGUAUCCUGCAGGAUUCACAAAAAGACUACAUUACUUCGUUAAUUUCUGAUUGCCUUUUACUUCCAUCAUUGUCUGAGCUGAAAGAUGUGUUCCUUUCUGUACUGAUGACAUCCUGUGAUGAUGUUGAAAGCUUUACAACCUUAAAGACUGCGUUGGAACUUGAUAGACUUUCUAGAAGAAAGCUGACUGAUUUGGAUGAAGCUCAUGCUAAUUUGAUUAUUGAAAAAUAUGUGGACAUUUUGUUCCAUGAUCCUGAUCAUUUUUAUGAUCGAGUGCUGUCAAAUGAUGAAUGUUUUAUUUCAUCCAUGUUUUCUCUUCUCCAGAAAAACCAGUCAGAUGAGAAGCUACAAACUGACUACCUUGUGAAGCUAUGUACAGGCAUGGCAUUACUUGAAUUUUUGAAAAAGAACAAAGAAGAAUCAUUACAAAAGAUAUCUAAAUUAUUAUUAGAUGAGGAUGAUGAAGUUGUGCGGACCAGCGCAUCUCAAGCUGUCGCAAGAAUUUUAGGAGUUACGAAGACACUUCCUUCUACGUUAGAAAAAUUAGUUGUAGAGCUUUGCUCCUUAUUAUCCAAAUACUCUGAUUCGUUAACAACUCUCAAUAUUUUACAGCUUAUUUCUGUAGUAAUUAUUCGAUUAUGCUCAAGUCUUACUUUGGAUGAAAUGAGCACUAUUGACCGAGUUUUGGCCACAAUUUGUGACAAGCUGUCAGUAACCAGUUGUUUGAAAAAUUUGACACCUCAGAAUCCUGCCAGUGAGAAACGACUUUUAAUUCUUGAUAUGCUCAUCUCACUUUUGUCGUUAAGCGAGGAGACACAAUGGUCAGACUAUCUCAAGCAAUCAAUUUGCAAAACAUUGAGCAGCAUUCCUUCAAUUCAUGACGACGUUCUCUCAACAUGUAAUGAUGCCUUAGUGUUGUUUGUUCCAACUGAUCAGCAAGCUGAGUACGAAGACAUUAUGGGAGGCCUACUGAAGAGCCAGAAAGAAAUACCAACGAGAGUAUUUUCUCCAAUUUUCAGCGACCUUUAUGUUUCAGAUAACAAGUCAAACAUAAUGUCAGAAUAUCCUAGGGUUGUAAUUCAAUCCUUACUCAAACUUACUAAAUACUUGAACAAGCAGUCCCUGAUACCUGAAGAAAAUAUUACACAGUGGUACAAUUUCCUGGCAAAUUUGGCAGUUGAUGAAAACGAAUAUUUGGUGUCAAUCAGCAAAUAUUAUUUGCUUGAGCUAAGUGGCUCCAUGGACAAGUUCAAUAAGAUCAUGGAUGAAAAAUUAUUCUCCACCAGAUUAUCUGAUUUUAUGAAACCAACCGAACUGGUAUCCAAUUGGUCACCCGAAAGAGCCAGAAGGAUCGUGGUUAAGGUGAACGAAGUAAUUGAUCGUGUAGUGAGCAAUCCUAUGAAUUGGAUCGAUUUCUGUGUAGCCCACGAUACUGUGCUUCCUUCAUUGCUGGAAUUUGCCUUUUUACUUGAUGAGAGUGUUACCAUACCUCUGCAGUUGCUUAACAGCUCUUUUAUCACUGAUAACAAGCCUCAUUUGGAAAAGAUUACAUCUUCGUACAUGACACAUACCACAAGAACUUUGAACAAGUUUUUAGACUUUGUGUUUAAUGGUGAAACUAGCAAUAUUCGAGUAGAGUCAGCCAAAUUUUUGUCAAAACUUUUUACUCAUUCAUCGAUCAAGUCUAAAGAAAUUCUGUUUAACAUAAUCAUCAAACGUGUGGCCUCACUACCUUAUUAUGGGAAGAAAGGAAAGGAGUUUACCAAGUAUUUAUUGAUUCCAGUAUUUGACGUUUAUGAAAAAAAGAGACAACAAAUUUCUGACGAGCUUGUUAAAUGCCUCGAAACUCAGAAUCAUCUCAUUGGCAAUCAUCCCAAUUCUUACAUUUAUGAUAACCUUCAAAAUUACUUCAGUUUAGACUCUAAAGGCUACUACUUGGAAACAGUUCCUUGUUUGAUUUGUAGCUCUCCUGAGGUUCCAAGCCAAAAAAUCAUUCUGAAGGACAUUACAAAGGCUAAAAAGUUUUCUCACUCUUCUGAAUAUGUGAAACUUAAAAAUUCGUACAUUAUUGAAUCUAUGGAGAUUAACAUUUCGGACGCCAAAAAAUCCAAGAUGAUAAGAACCAUUGAGUUUUAUUUCAACAAUAAUCAGGCUUUGGAGGUUCAUGAUUUGACAAAAACAUCGACUGUUUGGCAAAAAGCUGGAAGCAUGACUGUUCCUAAGAAUGCUACUCAAUGCAAUAUAACGUUCAGUGUACCCAUCACAUGUUGCAACUUGUUAAUUGAGUUUUCCAGCUUUUAUUACGACCUAGCCUCCAUGGAUGCUCUUUUCUGUAAUAAUUGUGGAAUUCCUGUUUACGACAAGUAUGGACUUUGUUUGACAUGUGGUGAAAAUGUUUUCUCCUGCCACAAAUGUAAAGCAAUCAACUACGAUCAUUUAGAUGCUUUCAUUUGUUCGACAUGUGGUACUUGCAAAUAUGCUACCUUUGACUUUUCAUUUGCCGGAAAACAAGUAUUUAUUGGAGACAAAAUUAGAAAUGAGGAAGAUUGCAAAAAAUCAUUGCAAAUCAUUGACACUCAACUCAAUUCUAGUGCAAAUAAGCUCGUUGGUCUGAAGGAAAAGAGCUCAGAGAUUAAGUCUUUACUAAUCAGUUUAAAGACUGGUGACUACAAGGACAAAUCUUUAACCGAACUAAUAACUUUGCUGGAAGAUUUGUACAAUAAUCAGACCAAAGCUUUGCAUGAAGGACUAUCCAACUGCCAGAAAAUCAUGCUAACUACGAGAAAACAGCUGAGAGAAUAUAUCUCUUCCAAUCGUAGAACCGAUAAGAAAUACUAUCAGUCCGAUCACUUUGACACCUCUGCCCUUCAACAUAACAAAUGUUUUGGAUGUGCCAAUAACCUCGUAAGCAAUGUCAUUGAUUUCUAUCAAUCUAUACAUGAUUGCAAUGGGCUUAUUAUUUGUGAUCAACUUCUAAACGAGCUCUUUAUUAAUGUAAGCAGACGAGGCAUGAAAGAAAAGGCCUUACAAGUGCUGACAAAACUCUCCUUUAUAGAUGACGCUGUAAGCUCAAAAGUCAAUACUUUGCUGCAACAGAAAAUUAUUAACUGUUCCAAGAAGACUCUCAAAGGAUACGAUGUUACUGCACAAUUAAUCGGACUUGUAGAGUUGUUGAAGCGACUUUGUUGUGACGAAAAAGAUCCAUUCUUCAACUCCAGAAUGUUAAUGCUAUUUGGAAUAUUAACUGAAGCAACAUUACAACCUGGUGCCUCCUCUUCAGUCAUCAUCUGUGAAGAGUUGAUACAACCUUGCCUACAAAUUAUUCUCAAGUUUGUCACAUAUGCCAAUCAAAAAUGUAAGGCUGAACCAACACCAGCCAAUGUUGAAUCUCCAAUUACACCAACCAGAGCUGUACAAUUUGGGUAUCAUCAAUGGCAAGAAGGAGAAAUGUCAUUCGAAAUGUUUAAGGCAAGCCAAAUUCCCAAGAGAUUACCAAGAAAUGACUUUGAAAUCUUAGGCAAAGAUGUACUAUUUAAGCUUUUGCUCAACGAUUGUUCCAGCUCAAUCCGAGAUACGACCACCAAGAUUAUCAAAUGUUUAUGUGGAAGUUCACAAAAAGAAAUUGGCAUUCUACAAGCAUUAACCACUCUCUUACCAGAUGCCAUGGUGCGUGGUGAAUAUUCUUCGAAUUUCUUCUCUCUCUUCAACACUUUGGUCGAAAAGGAAGAAAGAAAAGUUCUUCUUUCAAGUAAGGGCUUCCUUUCCUUUGUUUGUAAAUUAUUGAAGAAGGAAGUAGCUCACCUCCAUCAUUUAGAAACUACGUCAUCCAAUCAAAGCCAAGAUCUCUCCACAGGAUCAAGUUUAUACUUUUUGGUGACUCUACUCUCCGACUUUUUGAACAUUCCUGAUAUUUUGAACGAGUUUAAGACCAAAGAAGAGCAUGUUAGCACAGUAUUAAGCAGCUUUUUAUCGCUCAAGUCGUUCGUUGUGCAAAAAACAAAGGCCACUACUGACAGCGAAAGCAUUCUCCGACAAUUAACGGACAAAUUACAAGAGACUGAAUCAGAUAAGAAAUUAUUUAUUAUUGCAUGCAUUGACACUUUAAAGAUGUACAGCGAUAAUAGAACUGCCUUAUUCGUGUUCGAAAAAUUGAAUGGCAUGAUCCAACCAGUUAAGACUGAGCCUAUUUACAAGUUGAAACUAACUCGUUCUGCUAGCCAAGAAUUCUAUUUCCAGGGAAGGCUUUCCAAACAGCAAUGGACGACCAAAGAAUUUAGCAAAGACGGGCAACCUGCUCUAAUGUCUGACGUAAAAGACAAGAUUUGUGAAGAAAUGAAUAUUCAUAGUGACAUUCCUUUCGAAUUGUUGGUCAACAAUUGCAUAAUUGCUCUCAAUUUACCUGUAGUGAAAGUUUAUGAAAAAGUCUGGCUAACCAGAAACACAGAACCUAAUAACAACACACCUAUGGAAAUUGUUUUUAGAUUCCAGGGUAUUGAUGGAGAAGCAACAGAAGAUAGAAUUGAAACAUUACCUAGCGAUGAUGAAUCUAUUGAUAUUGCACAAAAGAGCAAGAUAACAUCUGUCAUAUCAACCCAUGGAGGUGUUGAAGUUAUUGUUUCAUAUCUUAGAUCGAUCACUGAUUUUGGUUCUGAUAAGGAGCUCGCAAAGAAUCUGUUGCAAUUCAUGCUCUACUGUACAUACAGCAAGCUGAAUAGACGUAGAUUUUUAAUGACCGACACUGUGGAAUGCCUCCUUUCAAAAUGCAAAUAUGUCUUUCAACACAGCGAAAUGGCUGAAAUUGCUGAGCUGCUCCUUUUAUGUAUCAAGCCACUUGUCAAAGAAGCUACCAAGAUGAGCCACGAAACUGGAGUACCUUCGAGUCCUCUUACAAGUCCUUUAAGUCCAAUUUCGUCUGAUAUUUUCUCUGUGGACUCUGCGAACGAUCUUUCUCCAAGCGUAUUAGGAAAAUCAGAACAGUACAAGAUUAGUCAAAAAGAAAUUCUUGAACAAUUGAAAAUGUUUUUGGAGAGACUACCUGUGUGUAGCUCUAAAAUUGUCUCGGCUGUACAAUCACUCUUGCCAUUCCUUACGUAUGGUCUCGAAGAAUCGAUGGAUUAUCUCAUUCAAUACUUUGAGCCCUAUUUGAAUUUUGAAUCGUUCAAUAACACAACCAAAGAAAAGUUCUACUUGGACUCAUUCGUAAACGUGGUGCUGAGUAUCCCCAAUGAUUUUGCUGGAAAUAAUCUCAAGUCAAUGAUAUUGAACAAAGGAAUCACCAAGAAUGCCAUUGAUUUUAUUUUGAAGAAUUUUGAUCUCAAGAGCACCUCUUCAUGGAAGUCAACACUUAGCUUGCCAAUAAUCCCAUUCAUUUUGAGUUUACUUCAAGGUUUAGUGUCGUAUCACCAUCCAUCGUUGGCAGUCAUGAAUCAUGUCGAUUUGUUGACCAUACUCCACAAGAUUGAAGAAAAUACGGACGAAAAAAUUGUUGCCACCCUUGCUGAAUCAUUACUCAACACUAUUGCUGAAGGAUCUGCUCAGAUUAAACCAACCAUUGACAACCUCAGAAAGAGCACCAAAGAAAAGAAGAAAAAGAAGGCCCUUUCAAAGCGUGAAAAGACUCUCCAGGAAUUGAAGAAACCUGCCAUCUCUGUAUUUAACUUUGAUGAAAUUGAAGAAGAUAAGGGCAUUGUUUGCUCCAUUUGUGGUGAUGGAUAUGCUUACAAGCCAGAGGAGGUCAUUGGAACCUAUGUAUUUUGCAAGCAUGUGUUCUUGACGGAUAAUUCUGGAGCCAUCAGCUCGGUCACUCAUUUCAAUACCAUCCACACCACAUGUCACUCUCAAGCUGUUGUAGCAGAUCAAAACAGAAAUCCACCCAAGUCAGAAUGGGAAGGUUCUUUGAUUAGAAACUCAUUUACCAAAUGCAAUGCUCUAUUCCCAUUCAAAGGUCCAAAGACAACAGCAAGUAAUUAUGCAACUGCUGUCAAAAAGUUCUGGUCUGACGUUAAAAUUGUGAAAAAUAUUUCAAGAGACCAAUUUGACAUACUUUCUCAUGAUUUGAUGAUAUUAUUUAACAAGUUUGCCAAAGAAGAAUCUUUUUCAAAAGACGCAGGUGGUGGUAGCGCAACACAUCAAGUGAAAUUAAUACCAUUCAUGAUUCAAAUGGGUCUCUAUUUGCUAGACACCCUUAAUAAGAAUAGGGAAUCGUAUGAAACAAUUCUGACCAGCUUCUUAAACACAGAUAUUGAGACAAAUCUUGAUGUUGAGAAUAUCAGCUAUAACACCAUUCUUUCCCUCUAUCUCUUGACAUUGGAAGAAUGGAAUUACUACAAGAACGUUGUGUUAAAACGUUUCAUUACAACCACCAGAAAUUUGAAGCAAGACAACACUGAAUGGUUCCAAUUAGUAAGACCUGCUCUUAUCUUUGUGUCUCUUGUUGACAUUUAUCAAAAAGCUCUGAAAUCAAAUUCCAAAUUGUCAUUCAAGACGGACACGGUUCAAAUCCGUCAUACCAGCUCUGAACAGUGGAUACAAGAUUUGUCACGAAAGAUUGAAAACAUUGACCAAGAGCAGCUUACAAAAUUGGAAGGAAUUGCCACACUCUAUUCCAACAAGCUGUUGAAAUUCACCACUUUGGAAGAAUUUGAAAAACAAAUGGCCUCAGAUUUUACAUUGUAA